Molecule: messenger RNA, 1490 nt
Organism: Aureococcus anophagefferens
Lineage: Eukaryota; Pelagophyceae; Pelagomonadales; Pelagomonadaceae
Exons: 3
Coding region: 55-1434 (459 amino acids)
Molecular function (GO): protein binding
Source: RefSeq, a predicted model, not a curated record
CCGCGAGCUCGAGGACCUGAAGGCGCGGUUGAAGGUGUAUACGUUGCUCAAAGCAUGCUCUAUAUGCGGAGACAAGGCCAAACUCAUUUGUGGGCCCUGCCGCACGAGGCCGCCGCGUACUGCUCGAAGGACUGCUUGAUCAUCGAUUGGCGCGACCGGGGCCACCGGAAGGCGUGUGAGAAGAUCCGGGACGAGCGGGCCGCGGACGCGGCGCGGGCCGAGUCGCCGACGCCGCCGCCGUCGCCGCCGCCAGAAGUGUUCUACGGCCCCGCGCCGCGGUCGGACGCGGACGCGGCGCGCGCGCGCAUCGCGGCGGAAUUCGAGGCAGCGCGCGCGCGCCGGGAGGCGGAGCCGGAGCCGGAGCCGGUGGCCCGCGACGGGCCGCGGUGCCCGGUCUGCUACGAGGAGUGGGACGUGAACGUCGAGCCGAAAUUCCGAGUUUGUUGCUGCCGGAAGGUCUGCGCGUCGUGCGAGGAGAGGAUCGGCGACGGGCCGUGUGCUCUCUGCCGGGCGCCGCUGCUUGACGGCGCGGCGCAGCUGGCUCAACUUCGGCGCCACGUGGAAAACGACGUGCCUGAGGCCAUUUGCUGCUUGGGAGCUGCCUAUCACUUUGGUGGUAAGUUCGACAUCGUGAAAUCUGGGAAGAAGGCCGCGAAGAUUUACAAAAGAGCCGUUCAGCUCGGGAACGUGGAUGCAAUGGUCAAUCUUGGGGUCUUGCGCGCCACUGGAGACGGCGUUCAGAUGGACCGGAAGAAGGCGAUGAAGCUCUAUCGGAUUGCUAGCGACCGAGGCAACGCGGCGGCCCAGUGCGGGCUCGGGACGAUGCUACGCGAAGACCGGAAUUUCGUGGAAGCUUUCAGGUGCUACAAGCUCGCCGCGGAGCAGACCUACACGCACGCGGAGCACGAGCUCGGUUGCUGUUACUUCAAAGGAGAGGGCGUUGAGGCCGACUUUGAUGAAGCCAAACGCUGCUUCGCGCGCGCGGCCACCAAGGGCCACGAGCUUUCCAAGAACACCUUCCGUCGCUUGGGAUCCGAGCACUUCGGUGGCCACCUCGGUCUCGUGACGUGCGGGCGUACGGCUGCGGAUUACUGGAUGCGCGCGGCGAUUCGCGGGGACGUGCGGUCGAUGAUCAAGCUUGGUUGGCUGUACCAGUUUCCUCCUACGGGAUCUCGAGUCGAACAGGAUCUCGGGGUGGCGAUGGUUUCUUUCGAAAUGGCCGCGGAUCGCGGCGACGCGGAAGGCCAAUACGAAUAUGCGCGUUUCCUGCGCGACCAUGCCACGGUGUUCGCCUACAUGAGGCUCGCCGCUGACCAGGGCUACGGCGAUGCAAUGCGCUACCUCGGGAACUUGUACCGAGAUGGAACGGGCGUCGAAGCCGAUGCCGACGAAGCCCAGCGCUGGCACGCGCGCGCGGCCGCCAAGGGCAAAUGAAGAAGCCCUCCGAAUCGGAGCACGCCACGCCUGGGCUCUUAAUACGCUGUGCUCUU